This is a messenger RNA of Spathaspora passalidarum NRRL Y-27907, 3652 nucleotides long. It is a transcript of the gene FGR47, whose product is annotated as Fgr47p. The transcript is spliced from 2 exons. NCBI's taxonomy places the organism in Eukaryota, Fungi, Ascomycota, Pichiomycetes, Serinales, Debaryomycetaceae. The record is from RefSeq and is a predicted model, not a curated record. Bases 61 to 2115 code for a protein of 684 amino acids.
CGCUUUGUCAAGCUGUCCUAUAGUAGCAAUGGUAAUGAAAAACUACCCAAUACGCCUAGUAUGCCAUUGCCUUUUACUCGACAACAAAUUGAAGCUCCAUUACUAAAUUCAGUUCCAUCUAACAUCAUACCUAUCAUUCAUCCACCCGCGACCAUAAACGACUAUUUCACUGAUGUUAGAACAGAUUUAACUAAUACGAAAUUGUCUAAUCAAGUCACAGGAAUAAUCCAAAAGUUUCCACCACCAUUACCACCAUUUCCUCCCCAAUCACCUCAACUGGAUGAUGAACUUGACGACGAUGAACGAGGCGGUAUAAUGGUUCCAUUUAUAUACCCCCCUCCCCCAAUAAUUAACCCCGACACAUUACCUUAUUCUCUUGCAUCAUUCAAAUCUAGGUUGGAACAAGUUAAAUCAACCAUGGUAAGAAUAUUCGUGCAAGCACCACCAUUACCUUUUCCUCCUCCCAACUAUAUGGCAUAUCCUCUAUCGGCAAAUAAAUCUACUUUAAUUCCUGCCGAUGUGUUCCAGUCAUUCAUUAGUGCCAGUGAAGAAUUACCGAGAACAGACAUGGUCGUGGCCAGUGCUGCCGGCUCAUUGUUUGACAUGAGGGAGCAGGCUAAUGAUGAAGGAUUCAAUAUUGAGGAUUUCGAGCGAACCCGGAGGUAUAAUAAUCCGCGAUCAGAACAAAGUUACGACGACGAAAAUGAAAGUGAGGAGUCAGACGAAGAGGAUGCAGAUGGAUAUGAUGAAGAUGGCGAACAGUUGGAAUACUUGAACCGAAUUGACACCACUGAUUACUUGGAUCCAUUUGAAAAUGAUAAUAGACGUGAUGUAUUUCAAAUCAAUAUGAGAUCGCCUGCGUAUGAAACAGUAUCAAAAAAGUUGAGCAAGUUGAAAGAUGCAAAUUAUCAUGAGAAAACAAAAUCGAAUAGAGAGAAUGAAUACGAGUUUGCCCAAGGUAUGACUAGGCUGUUUCUUGAAAGUUUGUCUCCUUCUGAUAUAAUAGAUAAUCCUGGCAAGGAUAUUACCCUUCAAAGUGGAAGUAAUCGGGAACGAAGAAGAAGUGAACUUGUCAAGUCCAUGAAUACCGUGGAAGAGUUCAACGAAGAAAAUCGUGAUGAAAUCUAUCGUAUGAAGAAGAACCAAUUAUUGAACCGAUUACAUAAUUUACGAAACUCCAAGAUCACCUUCACCAGUGUUGAGACCGAAGAUGAAGAAUUGGACCAAUUCAGACAGCUUGCUGAGAUUGAACGAGAUGAGCAAUUAAUUCAAUUGAAGUUACUGGAGAAUUAUGAAUUAUUGAAGACGUCAUUGGUUUUCUAUGAAGACUCAAACAAGGCAUACAAGAAUUUAAACCUUGUGCUAAUCAACAAACUAGAAAAGUUGAAGAAUUUCUUUGUUUAUCAACGUGAUUUAUUCACGGAAUAUCUUGAGCGGAAACAAGAUAUUUUUGACAUCAAAAGUAAGGAAUCACAAAAGCUAUUCAACGGCAUAUCCAAUAGAAAUUAUUCCCAGGAAAUCAAAAACAUAAUAAAGAGUUCCAUCAUCAAUGAACAAGAACAGCACCUUAAACCCGUGGAAAUCCCCGAUCAUGAUUUGACUACAUUGGCUACGGAUACCAGCCAUGUUCUCGUUCAUGAUUUCAUGCCGUUGAUAACCCCGGAAGAAUUCAGCAUCAUAACUGGAGAUAUCCCUAGAAAGUCCAAACUUUCCAAUAAUGCAAAGGACAAUAAGCCUGCUACCAACAUGAAACACCAUAUAUUCCAGAAUUCAUUGUAUGACCGAAUGACAUCCGGUUCUGAUACCAAUGCCAGUGAUGCCAAUAUAAGUAGUGGUGCUGCUCUGGGAAGUGGGAGUACCACAGCUGGACCCAAGAGACGUGGUAGAAGAAGCGCACAAUCUUUACAACAAGCUGGUGGUGCCAGUGGAAAUACCGGGAAUGGCUCCAGUAAGAAUAGUGACACCAGGGAUGGUUUAGGAGUCAAGUAUUCUGAAGCGGCAUUGAUAUCCAAGAUUACCAAGCAUUUCGUGGGACCACAGCUGGCCAUGCCUGAUGAAUUAACCAACGAUUUAGACAUGAUGGGAAUUCAAACAAGAUGGCCGGUUCUGAAGUAGUAGUAAUAGUAGUAGCAUCAUGUAGAUUGUAUAAUACAUAUAUUAUAUUUUGACAACUUGAUAAAAUCUUUUUAUGAUGUACAUAUAAAACUAAACAAAUAGAAAAACAGAGUAGUAGGAAUAGAUAAAGAAUUAUAAACAAUAUCAAAUACAAACACAAGCUAACGGAAAGUCAAAUGAAAAUCAAAUGUCAGUUUGGGAAUCAGCUAAAACGGCAAAGUAACACAAUCAAUGAAGAAAUGAAAAUAAUUCAUAAAACAAGACAAGAAAAAGGACUGGGUAUAUCUUUUAAACAAAACAAGAUUAAAACAGUCAACACUAAAUCACAUUAUUGUCCCAUAAAACAUGAUCGGGUGUGUUUUUUUUUUCUUUAGUAUUCUUCAAAUUGAGAAUAAAGGGCAAUCAAAGCAUUGCCCCCGCCAAUAACAUAUGGCCAGUUACCCAAAACGGCAGUGAAAGUGUUGUAGAUACCCAAGUGGGCCAAGAUGUGGUUAGUUGUGGUGGCUAACCAACAAGUUCCAGUACUGUAAUUAACAAAGGCACUUUGUUCAACGAGAUAGUACACAAAGAUCUUGGAAAGGGCAAAGAUAAAUGGGUCAAAAGCGUAGACUCUGAACAAAACAGUGUCUUCUUCAAAUUCAAAGAUUCUUCUAGUAAAGUUGAAAAAGUACGACAAAACCAAUGGGAAGGCAAUUGAGGUCAAUAACCAGAAAACAAGAGUGAUAAGUGGGUCGUAAGCGAAUAAGGUAGUUACUUGAGCAGAUGGGAGGGUGGAAGUAGCAAGGAAUGGGACAUUAUCGAGAACAACUUGAGGAAUUAAAGCAUUCUUGUUUAAUGGAACAAGUGGGACAUAGUAGGCCAAGUAAACAGCAAAUUCAAGAAUCAAUUCCAAGUAGUUCAAUGUGACGGUGGAUGACAAUUGUUGUCUCAAUUGAGCACUGUAGUCGGUAUAAGUGACACCGAUCUUGUCAGUACAUUCGUAAACUCUGUCAACAAAUUGUUCGUAGUAUUGAAGUACUGGGUCAAAAACAGCUCUAAAGUUCAAAGGUGGAGGAGCAUUGUAGUCCUUGUCUUCUUGAUCAUCUUCUUCUCCCUCUUCUUCGUCUUCUUCUUCGUCACCUUCCUCAUCGUCGUCUUCGGUUUCAAUCACUUCAACUUCUUCUUCAACGGCGGUGACGUCUUCGUCGCCUUCACCUUCACCUUCUUCACGGGCAUCAGCAAGUUCUUGAAGGAGCUUUUGCACAGUUGCUGCACCGUUAGCGGAUUUUUCGGCGUAGACGGUCAAUUUAUCAACCAAAACCUUCUUGGUGUCUUUACUGACGGUGUGGAUAUCUAAUUUUUUGAGGACAGUUACUAGAUCUGCCUUUUUAUAAGUGGUAAAUGAAGACAUGGUUUCAACUAUAGGUAUUGCUCUAUUGAUUCCUCUAAAUAUAUCUUACAAUUAUUUGUAAUGCUUAAAUUAAGUCAAUUGUACCAGAAAACGGAAACGUAAACAGGAAAAAGGUAAAGGAAACAGAUGCAAAAAAAAGCAGGUGGU